CCACAGCGGCGGCAGACGGGCAGCUGAGAUCUCGGCGAUGAUGGCGGCUACUGCGGCUGGAUGGGGUCGGGCUGGGACCAGGUGGGCCCUGGCGCCCUGGCAGACGCCGUGGCUGCUGCUGGUGUUGGUGGCUGUGGCGGCAGCAGAGCAGCAGGUGCCCCUGGUGCUGUGGUCGAGUGACCGGCAUUUGUGGGCUCCUGUGGCCGAUGCUCACGAGGGCCACAUCACCAGCGACAUGCAGCUCUGUAACUACUUGGAGCCUGCCCUGACGGUGGGCCCUCGCAACGUGGUGCUCUUCCUGCAGGACAAGCUAAGCAUUGAGGACUUCACGGCCUACGGUGGUGUGUUUGGAAACAAGCAGGACAGUGCCUUUUCGAAUCUGGAGAAUGCCCUGAACUUGGCUCCAUCGUCACUGGUACUUCCUGCUGUCGAUUGGUAUGCGGCAAGCACUCUGACCACCUAUCUACAGGAGAAGCUUGGGGCCAGCCCUCUACACGUGGACCUAGCUACCCUGCGGGAGCUGAAGCUCAACUCCAGCCUCCCGGCCCUGCUGCUCUUCCGCCUGCCUUACACAGAGAGCUCAGGACUGAUGGCACCUCGGGAAGUGCUCACUGGUAAUGAUGAGGUAAUCGGACAGGUUCUGAGCACGCUGCAGGCUGAGGAUGUACCCUAUACUGCAGCCCUCACAGCGGUCCGCCCUUCCAGGGUGGCCCGUGAUAUCACCCUUGUGUCUGGGGGCUUGGGACGCCAGCUGUUGCAGAAAAACUCAAUGCCAGUCACCACGCACCCACCUGUGAUUUAUAAUGACACCGACCCCAAGAUCCUGUUUUGGGCCCAAAACUUCUCAGUGUCAUACAUGGGCAAAUGGGAAGACCUGACCAAGAGCACCUUUGGGAUCCAGGACCUUAACAUGACAGGAUCCUUUUGGAACGACACGGAUGCCAGGCUUUCGCUGACCUAUGAACAACUGUUCUCGGCUCCUACGGUGACAUUUACGUUCGUGAUGACUAACCGCUUCUACCCUGUGUCGGCCCGGCACUGGUUUACCAUGGAGCGCCUGGAGGUGCACAGCAAUGGUUCUGUGGUCUACUUCAACAUGUCUCAGGCCACAGCACCCAGCAUCUACUCAUUCCACUGCGAGUAUGUCAGCACGCUGAGUGGGAACGGCGAAAUCCUGGUGCCCAGAGUUCAGCCUUCUCACUGGCACAUCCAUCUCUGGGAUUUCCAGAUGCAGGCCUUCAAUGUGACCAACGGGCAGUUCUCGUAUGCCAGUGACUGUGCCAGCUUCUUUUCCCCGGGCAUCUGGAUGGGGCUGCUCACCUCCCUGUUCAUGCUCUUCAUCUUCACCUAUGGCCUGCACAUGAUCCUCAGCCUCAAGACCAUGGACCGCUUUGAUGACCACAAGGGCCCAGCCAUCUGCUUGACCCAGAUUGUGUGAACCCACGCCCUGGUGUCAGAGGGCCUGCUGGAGUCCCUCAUCGUUUCCCACCCUUUCUCUCUUACUGUACCACACCACACUGUUCCCCUCUUCCCAUCAUAGCAUGAACUUUGAGUGCCCCUCAGCCCCUCAUCCCCUGGUCUAGCCACUGAGGGGUGUCCCUGAGGCCCGCAGCCCCUGCACAAACUGAGAUGUACAUAUCCCACGUAGAGUAGGCUUGAUUUCCCACUCGGUUUGGUUCCUGUGAGGCCAACCUGAGUAUAGAGCCCCUCCCGCCCCCUCCUUAUUUAUUCACCUGGCGACAUCUUGGCCCCUUGCUGUGUUUAGUGCUUUCCUGUGGCCCUGGCUAGUUCACUCAGGCUAGUUCACUAGGGCUCUGUGCUGAGUCUGCCUGGGGGAUGGCGGUGAAUGUGCAUUGUUGCUUUGUGACGUCGUGCAAACAAGAAGCAAUACUGGGGAUACUUUCUGUGGACAGGGAAGGAAGGGCCCUCCAAGGCAGGUGGGCUGGGGGUGAUCACUGGGCUUCUGCCAUGUUCCGCCAGCCUGGAGUGCUCGUUGGUGUCCUUUCCUAAUAAAAUCAAGAUGGG
This is a messenger RNA of Suncus etruscus (white-toothed pygmy shrew), 2025 nucleotides long. RefSeq names its product ATPase H+ transporting accessory protein 1 (gene ATP6AP1). Gene Ontology annotation, cellular component: proton-transporting V-type ATPase complex. The record is from RefSeq and is a predicted model, not a curated record. NCBI's taxonomy places the organism in Eukaryota, Metazoa, Chordata, Mammalia, Eulipotyphla, Soricidae. The transcript has 10 exons. The coding region runs from base 38 to 1438 and encodes 466 amino acids.